This is a messenger RNA of Mya arenaria, 3275 nucleotides long. RefSeq names its product thymidine kinase 2, mitochondrial-like. The transcript is spliced from 11 exons. Gene Ontology annotation, molecular function: deoxynucleoside kinase activity. Gene Ontology annotation, cellular component: mitochondrion; cytoplasm. The record is from RefSeq and is a predicted model, not a curated record. NCBI's taxonomy places the organism in Eukaryota, Metazoa, Mollusca, Bivalvia, Myida, Myidae. The coding region runs from base 40 to 1101 and encodes 353 amino acids.
AUCAUAUUGACUUUAGGAUGGAUUGUGAAAUUUAUAAAAAUGAAAAUGCUGACAUUGCUUGCUUUUAUAUGUCCAAUGUCAGUGGCAACGCCUGAACGAAAUGUAUUUCUCACGUUUUGUACUGAACAGAUAAAUAAACAACAUUCCCACCGGUACCAGUGGAGAGGAAAGUGGAACAACGAAAUUGUUACGAUUGUAAACAACUCACAGAUGGCGCUACGAAAGUUCACAGCCAAUCGACUAACGCGCUUUGUUGGAUUGCGUUUGGCGGUAUUUACAAGAUCUUUUGGUGGGAACAUUCAGUGCGCCAUUGCAAAAGCCACAAGGAAGGGCCAAUUUUUUUUUGGGGAAAGGUGGUUCAGCACAAGAUCGGACAACAUGUUGGGUACCAAUCAACGAAAAAUGCUUGCAACUAAAGUUCUUCAAGAAGACAACAUCCAGAUACCACUGAAGCCAGGAAGGGAAUAUACUGUUUCCAUAGAAGGUAACAUUGGCUGUGGAAAAACAACUUUAUUGGAGUACUUCAAGUCUUCAAAAGUUGUAGAGGCAAUAAAAGAACCAGUAAGCCAGUGGACCAAUGUGCAGGGCCACAAUGCAUUGCAACUGUUGUAUGAUGACCCCAAGCGAUGGAGCUUCUCUUUCAACAACUAUGCUCAACUGACCAGAGUCCAGAUGCACACAAGACCACAUCACAAACCAGUCAAGAUGUUGGAGAGAUCUUUAUUCAGCACUAAACACUGCUUUGUUGAAAACGACUUCAGAAAUGGAACGAUUAAUGGCCUUGAAUAUGCGAUCCUGAAUGAGUGGUUUAACUACCUCACAGAGAUGCCGAGGACUGGGAUUGACCUUAUAGUGUACUUGAGAGCAGACCCCAAAGUGUGCUUUGAUAGAAUAAAGAGGAGAUCAAGGAAGGAGGAGGCUGGAGUACCUUAUAAACUGAUAGAUGAUCUACAUAACUUGCAUGAGGAGUGGUUGGUACAGCAGAUCUGUGGGAAACUGCCUGCUCCUGUAUUGGUACUUGAUGCCAACAAUGAAUACAACAAAAUGACAGAAAUCUACGAGGAAAAGAGACAUGAAAUUCUUUGUGGAAUAAAAGCGUGAAUUCUCUUAAUUUCUUAUUAUAAAACAAAGAGUAGUGUCUGAGUGGAAUUGUGUGUUCUGUAGAACUGUUCCCGUGUUUGUACGGAAUCCAAUAAAGAGGAACAGUCUGUGCUGUAACCACACCAAAGUGGCCCAUGGGAAAUGAGGCAGUUGUGUGCACUAGUAACAAUAAGAAAUCUACAUGAUUUUUAGCUUGACCAUUCGAAGAAUAAGGGGAGCUAUCCUAGUCACCCGAGCGUUGGCAUCCGCAUAACCACUUUUGUUAAAGUUUUUGUAAGAGUUUGUGUACCACCUCAAAUAUUUUCAAAGUCCAUUGACACAUGGCUUUGAAACUUUGCACACUUGUUCACCAUCAUGCCCCCCACCUGUACACAGGAGGAGGUAACUCUAUUUAGCAUUUUGACAAAAUUAUGCCCCAUUUUCAACUUAGAAUUUACGUUAAGUUUACGUACCACCUCAAAUAUUUUCAAAGUCCAUUGACAUCUGGCUUUGAAACUUGUUCACCACCAUGCCCUCAACCUGUACAAAGGAGGAGGUAACUCUCUCACGCAUUUUGACAAAAUUAUGCCCCUUUUACGACUUACGUUAAAGUUUGCGUACCACAAAGGUUUUCAAAUUAAAUUCAUGUAAAUUUCUCAGCACAUCAUGUUUUGCAUUGAAAUCUAAUUUAACAGUGAUCUAUGCAUGUCUCGCCAAAACUUUUCAAUCCAUACACCAAAAAGCGGUGGAAUAGUUGAGCGCGCUGUCUCUUGUUGAAAAUAAGUUGUCAUUGAUAUUUAUAUAUUAAAACCAUUGAAUGCAUUUAAGUAUAAAUGGCGUAUACUUGAUUAUAAACAAUGUGCUGACUGUUUGAAGAGUGUGUAGUUUUAACUGAUAGUUGUUCUGGGGUUGAAUGUGUGGUGAAAUUAUUGAAUUAGGCAGCAUUUUCUUUUAUUUGAAUGCAUUGUUCAAAUAUGUCUUCAUUUUAUAAUGCUGUGCAUGUUUUCUUUUAUUGUCGUUGUUUAAGAGUUGUGCUUUAUUUUUAAUUGACAUCUAGUUUAUAUGUGAUAACUACAUAAAUUAAUAAAAGCAUCACUGCCAUAAGCUUAUGCAAAUGGAGGGUAUAUUAUAACUGUUAUCCUAUUGGAUAAACUCUUUUUAAACAUACAAAACAUUUCUUGCUGUUUAAAUAUUUGUAUUAUAACAGUAUUGCUUGCCAUGUACUUUUUACAACUGAGUCUGGUGCUUAAUUUUCUUAGGUUUCAUUGAGAUAACCAGUUUGAUCAUUACUUCAAAAACAACUCCUUACUAGACUGUAGUAAAAUGUAUCACCUUGUACAUUUUGCCAAUUUGUUUCAUUUCCUGAAGUGUGAAAUCAUUAUUUUAACUUGCAUACCAUUUUUUCCAUUAGAAAACAUACCUUGUUUGGAUUCCAAGUGUAGUUAAUACACGUCUACUGAUCUCAGGAAGGUUAAUUGUGUUCAUUUGUGUGAAUGUAAAUGCAGAUAUUUUGCCAGUACUAGAAUUGUACAUGCAUACAAUUAUUUAGAUUAAACUAUGAGAUGUGUUUAUUUUAAAGAUGUAAUGUUGCAGAAUUGUAAAUCUUGAUUUUAGACAUAACAUUUAUUCAGUAUCAUUAUAUACAAGAUAUGUUUGAUUAAGAUCAAUAUUACCUAUGAUACAAACAACACAAGUAAGAUAAUGCAGUAUGGAUGAGCUUUGAAUAAAUAAAAAAAAUAUGAUACAGCUUAUGGAUAACAACAAUUCAUUUUUAAUCAAUAUUAAUGUACUGGCUUGUUAAAGUACAAUAUUAUUUGGUUUGGUAAUGAUUACAUAUUGCAUUAGUAUGAAUUAAGUAAAAUUACCAGUAAGUGUAUCUCAGUCUUUAAAGUAUCAGUUUAACUUGUCACUAAACUUAUUUACCAUAAAUAUAUGAUUAAAAAAUAUAUAUAUUUCUAAUUUUAGAAUUUAAUCCUAAUAAGGAAUUGUUUUAAAUUGGCAAUGUUGUAUCUUUGAAAUUAUUGUUCCUUCUGUCCAUGUCUUCCUUUCUUCUGACUCUUAAAAUAAAUGUGUAUCUAAAUGUAUAUCUGUGGCUACAGUCUCAACGUACAUGUAGCUAUUUUAUUUAUAUUUUGUAAUAACCUAUGAUAUAUACCAGUAUGUAUUUACAUGCAGAUAAAAACAAAAGAAAUAUA